AUGAACUACCAGCAGCAGCUGGCCAACUCGGCUGCCAUCCGGGCCGAGAUCCAGCGCUUCGAGUCGGUCCACCCCAAUAUCUACUCCAUCUACGAGCUGCUGGAGCGCGUGGAGGAGCCGGUGCUGCAGAACCAAAUCCGGGAGCACGUCAUCGCCAUCGAAGAUGCCUUCGUGAACAGCCAGGAAUGGACGUUGAGUCGAUCCGUCCCGGAGCUCAAAGUGGGCAUUGUGGGUAACUUGGCCAGCGGCAAGUCGGCCCUGGUGCACCGCUAUCUGACCGGCACGUAUGUCCAGGAGGAGUCUCCCGAAGGUGGCAGGUUCAAGAAAGAGAUUGUCGUCGACGGACAAAGCUAUCUGCUGCUGAUCCGAGAUGAAGGUGGCCCCCCGGAGGCCCAGUUUGCCAUGUGGGUGGACGCCGUCAUAUUUGUCUUCAGCUUGGAGGACGAGAUCAGUUUCCAGACCGUCUACCACUACUACAGCCGCAUGGCCAGCUACCGGAACACGAGUGAGAUCCCACUGGUCCUGGUGGGGACCCAGGACGCCAUCAGCUCCACCAACCCGCGGGUCAUCGACGACGCUCGGGCGCGGAAGCUCUCCAGCGACCUGAAGAGGUGCACGUACUACGAGACGUGCGCCACGUACGGGCUGAACGUGGAGCGGGUCUUCCAGGACGUUGCCCAGAAGAUUGUCGCCACGAGGAAGAAGCAGCAGCUGUCCAUAGGUCCCUGCAAGUCCCUCCCCAACUCGCCCAGCCACUCGUCCGUCUGCUCCGCACAGGUGUCCGCCGUGCACAUCAGCCAGACGAGUAACGGCGGUGGGAGCCUGAGCGACUACUCCUCCUCCGUGCCGUCCACGCCGAGCACCAGCCAGAAGGAGCUCCGCAUCGACGUGCCGCCCGCGGCCAACACGCCCACGCCCGUCCGCAAGCAGUCCAAGCGCCGGUCCAACCUCUUCACCUCUCGGAAAGGGAGUGACCCAGACAAAGAGAAGAAAGGCCUGGAGAGUCGGGCGGACAGCAUCGGGAGCGGUCGAGCCAUCCCAAUUAAACAGGGCAUGCUGCUGAAGCGCAGUGGCAAGUCAUUAAACAAGGAGUGGAAGAAGAAGUACGUCACCCUGUGUGACAACGGCGUGCUGACCUACCACCCAAGUCUGCACGAUUACAUGCAGAAUGUUCACGGUAAAGAGAUUGAUCUUCUGAGAACCACUGUGAAAGUCCCAGGGAAGAGGCCCCCCCGAGCCACGUCGGCCUGCGCACCCAUCUCCAGCCCGAAAACCAACGGCCUGUCCAAGGACAUGAGCAGCUUGCACAUUUCACCGAAUUCAGGGAAUGUCACUAGUGCGCCUGGGUCUCAGAUGGCGAGCGGCGUCAGCCUGGGCUCCUUCACCAGCCGAGCGGACGGCAUGCAGCAGCGGUCCUACUCUGUCUCCAGUGCCGACCAGUGGAGCGAGGCUACGGUCAUUGCAAACUCAGCCAUCAGCAGUGACACGGGGCUGGGUGACCCCCUGUGCUCGAGCCCCAGCAUUUCCAGCACCGCCAGCCCCAAGCUCGACCCGCCCCCCUCCCCUCACGCCAACAGAAAGAGGCAUCGGAGGAAGAAGAGCACGAGCAACUUCAAGGCUGACGGCCUCUCCGGCACCGCUGACGAGCAAGAGGAAAACUUUGAGUUUAUCAUUGUGUCCCUCACUGGCCAGACGUGGCACUUUGAAGCCACCACAUAUGAGGAACGAGACGCGUGGGUCCAGGCCAUUGAGAGCCAAAUCCUCGCCAGCUUGCAGUCGUGCGAGAGCAGCAAGAACAAGUCCCGGCUGACCAGCCAGAGUGAGGCCAUGGCCUUGCAGUCGAUACGGAACAUCCGCGGGAACUCCCACUGCGUGGACUGCGAGACCCAGAAUCCCAACUGGGCCAGUCUGAACUUGGGAGCCCUCAUGUGUAUCGAGUGCUCAGGGAUCCACCGGAACCUCGGCACCCACCUCUCUCGAGUCCGGUCUCUGGACCUCGACGACUGGCCUAUUGAGCUCAUCAAGGUGAUGUCGUCUAUCGGGAACGAGCUGGCCAACAGCGUCUGGGAGGAGAGCACCCAGGGGCGGACGAAGCCCUCGCUGGACUCCACAAGGGAAGAGAAGGAACGGUGGAUCCGGGCCAAGUAUGAGCAGAAGCUCUUCCUGGCCCCGCUGCCCUGCAUGGAACUGUCCCUGGGCCAGCACCUGCUGCGGGCCACGGCCGACGAGGACCUGCGGACAGUCAUCCUGCUGCUGGCGCACGGCUCCCGGGACGAGGUGAACGAGACCUGCGGGGAGGCGGACGGCCGGACGGCGCUGCACCUGGCCUGCCGGAAGGGCAACGUGGUCCUGGCCCAGCUGCUCAUCUGGUACGGGGUGGACGUGAUGGCCCGCGACGCGCACGGGAACACGGCACUGGCCUACGCGCGGCAGGCCUCCAGCCAGGAGUGCACCGAAGUCCUGCUGCAGUACGGCUGCCCCGACGAGCGCUUCGCGCUCAUGGCCACCCCCAACCUGUCCCGGAAGAACACUAACCGCAACAACAGCGGCGGGAGGGUGCCCACCGUCAUCUGAGGACCGCGGUGUGCCCGCAGCCUCCCGCGCGUGCCCUGGGGAGUCACCCACGUGAGUCCCGUCGGGUCCCCCUCACUUCUCCUGGUGGUCCCCGGCCACGCACCCACCCACCACACCACCCCGCCCCCUCCUCACCCCCAGCAAAAUCACAAAACCCAGAUGGCCCUCGAGGGGCGCGAAGAGGCUGCAGCGUCGACUCCCUUGCAUAGACUCCCCGCGACCGACAACACGAGCGGCAGGAGGGCCUGGGUUCUUGAUGGUUAGCACACCGGCGCCCGGACCCCGGUCGAUCCCGGCGGCCGGAGAAGACG
Messenger RNA from Budorcas taxicolor (takin), 2885 nucleotides. It is a transcript of the gene AGAP1, whose product is annotated as ArfGAP with GTPase domain, ankyrin repeat and PH domain 1. Gene Ontology annotation, cellular component: nucleus. Bases 1 to 2574 code for a protein of 857 amino acids. The transcript is spliced from 18 exons. Lineage: Eukaryota; Metazoa; Chordata; Mammalia; Artiodactyla; Bovidae. Gene Ontology annotation, molecular function: GTPase activator activity; protein binding; GTPase activity. The record is from RefSeq and is a predicted model, not a curated record.